Ictalurus furcatus (blue catfish) is the source of this 2371-nucleotide messenger RNA. RefSeq names its product traf2 and NCK-interacting protein kinase-like. The transcript is spliced from 14 exons. Gene Ontology annotation, biological process: protein phosphorylation. NCBI's taxonomy places the organism in Eukaryota, Metazoa, Chordata, Actinopteri, Siluriformes, Ictaluridae. Gene Ontology annotation, molecular function: ATP binding; protein kinase activity. The record is from RefSeq and is a predicted model, not a curated record. The coding region runs from base 128 to 2200 and encodes 690 amino acids.
UCAGCUUUCUGCUUCAGCUUAGGAUCCGAGCUGAACCCAAAUAAACCGAAAGGAACAAGAGCAGUGGAAAAGUUUUAUUUUAUUUAUUUAACUGGUAAAUAUUACCAGGUUUUUAAUUUUUGUAAAAAUGGCAAAGGAUUCUCCCGUGUCCUCUCUGGAUCAGAUCGAUUUCUGUUCUCUGAAGGACCCUGAGGGGAUCUUCGAACUAGUGCAGAUGGUGGGAAGCGGCUCAUACGGGCAAGUGUUUAAGGGUGUACAUGUUAAAUCAGGACAGCUUACUGCUAUUAAAGUCAUCAAUACGAUGAGGGCGGAUCAGGAGGAGCUGAAGUCUGAGAUGAACCUGCUGAAGACGCAGUCGCACCAUCGCAACAUCGCAACCUUCUACGGAGCGUUCAUCAAGAAAGGCACGCCUGUCCUGGGAGACCAGCUGUGGUUGGUGAUGGAGUUCUGCGGCGGCGGUUCUGUCUCGGAUCUGAUUCACAGCAGGAAUGAAAAGUGUGUAAAUGAGGACUGGACGGCGUACAUCAGUGGAGAAAUCCUCAAGGGUCUGGCUCACCUCCACAAAUAUAAAAUCAUCCACAGAGACAUUAAAGGCCAAAACGUGCUGCUGACCCAAAAAGCUGACGUGAAACUGGUGGACUUUGGUGUGAGUGCACAGUUGGACAACACCCUGUGUAAGCACACAUUUAUCGGGACUCCACACUGGAUGGCGCCGGAAGUCAUUAACUGUCAAGAAAAUCCUGAUGGUGCCUACAGCUGUAAGAGUGAUGUGUGGUCGUUGGGCAUCACAGCCCUCGAGAUGGCAGAAGGAAAACCUCCUCUGAGCGAUGUGCACCCCCUUAAGGCAAUGCUCAUGGUAGUGCAAAGUGAACCUCUGAUACUAAAUCCAGGCAAAUGGACACAGAAUUUCCAGUCAUUUAUCAAGGGGUGCCUGGUGAAGGAUCACACACAGCGUCCGAGCGCCAAUGACCUGCUGCAGCAUGCAUUCAUUUCCAACAUCCAAAAACAGAUCCGCGGCAUCCGGCAUGAGAUUGAAGCACACAUGAAGAAGCAGAAAGAAGAGAAGAAGCAAGCUGAAAUAAGAAGAGAAGUUCAGCGCAAGGAGAAAGACAGUGUUCAGGCCGGGUCACCUCCGAGGCACGGUGGUCUGGGUCCACAGAUGCCUAAUCAGGAGGAUGAGGAGUGUCUAAGGAGAAAGCAGCGAGAAAGAGAUUAUAUCAAGUCUGAAAUGCGGCGACAAUUCAAAAUACUACGACACAAACAACAACAACAACAACAACAUCAUCAUCAUCAUCAUCAUCAGCAGCAGCAGCAGCAGCAGCAGCAGCAGCAGCAGCACUCCCCAGGGUUUUAUCAACAAGACCUGAUCACUGAUAAUCUGAACUUUCCACAUGAACAUAAGAUUCAUCCUCCCUCACCCAACCUGCACAAGAGUAAAGUCACUUAUCCCUCAAAAGUCAAGCGCUGCUAUUCUGCUCAGCCUCAGAAGCAGCAUCAACACAGCAGAUCUCCCACUAGCCCAAUCCCCGUGCCUCAGAUCUGCGUCUCACCGCAGGAUGAAAUUACCAGAAAACUGAGACACAAAAGCCCAGAUUCAGCAAAGUGCAAUUUGAGGAAUUACAAUUCAUGGAACGCUAAUUCGGCUGAUGAAUACAAACGUCGCUCGACUUCGCACUCGCCCUGCCGGAGAGGAGAACGAGACACCUGCAGGGAUGAAAACGGGAACAGUCUGCGAAGAGGUAUGCUGAGAAUGUUCAGCAGUCAGGAGUGCUUGAUGAACUCUGGACAAAUCGAUUUAGCUAGUUCCGCUCCUGAAUGCUCACUUCAACAAAUGAUGGGCACUCGAGAGCGCCGCUUGUAUUCCGCGUCUGGUGGAAACCUCCUUGGUGUUCCUCAGCACUAUCUCCUUCCAUCUAUGAACUAUUUGGAGGAAAAGGAAAACAAUAAUAGAGGCAGGCGCUAUUCUUCACAUAAUGAUAUGGAAUCGAUAUGGCCUGAUGCUCCACAGAAAAUGAAACAUGGUAUUGUUAACUCCGUGAAGGCGCUUGUUAGAAACAUGGGCCUUUCUCCUCGUGCAUCACCACGUCAUAGUCCAGCUUCUUCUAGAUCUGCCUCUCCAAGCAGCAACAGCCCUACACCUUCCUCUCCCUACGGUUCCCCCUUUAGUCCGUCUGUAGAAUGGCCUGAUAGAUUUAGUUAAGCACACACGUUUCCCUGUAUUUUCUGUGUAAAUAACACAAUUUUCUCAAGACUAUGUUGACAUUAAUACUUGGAUAUAGUUACCUGGUAGCAUCUUUUGCUUAAAAAAAACAAACAAAAGCUUCCAAAUGGCGUAUUUAUUUGUUGGCCUAGCCAGUUUUUUUUGUCAGUU